CAAAUAUUCAACCUCACAAAGCACACUGGCGCCGAGAUGGCCCCUUUUAAUUCUUCAAAUUGUAAUUAUAAACAAAGAAGUAGGAUAGCUACGUUAAAUUAUACGGGAUGCGGAAAGGUAAUAUAAAUAGAGUUAAUUGUUGUUUACAGGCGUGAAGAACAGGGUUAGAAAGUAAGAGCGGACGUUGACAAGAGCACGUGAACGGAACACAAUUACAGUCUGUCUGAAAACAAGUAAAAGCCUGUGAAGCAGCAACAAUCACGGGAAAAGUCUGCCUUAUAUAAACGUUGACAGUGUUUUGUUCUAAUCUGUGGAUUAUGUAAAAAUCAUUACAGUUAUCGGUGCCGCUGUUGUUAGCAUGACGAAGAAAACAAACCCAAAGUUUUGGAAAAGGCUCAAAUCCCAAACCACGUCAACUUAUCUGUCGUGGCACCCACAGGAUUCUCUGUCUGGGCACAAAGGAACCGAGGAAAACCUAAAAUAUCAGGGUUUCUUACAAAAUGGACACAGACGUCUGCCCUGCUGAUCAGCCCACCUCUGCACCCUCAGACCGGCAGUGGCCUUAUUCUGCCCCUGUAGAAGAAGCCUCUGGGGUUGAGGUCAUCAGACAAACUGUGGCAGCUCUGCCAGGUUCAGAGGUGGAGGAUCUGGAUUCGUACAACUUGAUUGAGCCUCCUCCAUUAGACUGGAGGUCCGAGUCCUCCAGUGAGGCGGGCUCCGCGGACGACCUGGAUGACCCCAGCUUCCCUCCUUCUGUUGACAGCUUUGACAAGGCCAGUCCAGCUGAGCCAGUAUUACUACCUUUGGAGAUGAGUGACACAGUGGCUCAACUCAACAUAAACCAGCAGGAGCUGUUGCAAAAUAAUUUAGAGCCAGUCCAGAAAACUGAGGUGGAAGUGGAUGAGGAGGAAGGGGUGAGGGUGGAGGACUUGGAGGAUGUUGGGGAAGACCAGGAGGAUGUUGGGGAAGACCAGGAGGAGCUAACAUUUAAGGACGUGGAAAAAAUAGACACUCAAGAGGAAGUUGCUAACAGAAGAUCAGGUGAUGAAGACCAUAGCCGCAUCCACACCCUGCUCAGCCAGCUCCAGCUGAUGGGUGAAGGGCCUCAUCCCAGUCAUCAGACACCACCUCACCAUCACUACUCCAGCCUGUCUGAGCUAGAAGCCUGUGCAGACGACAGCACUGAAACCACUGGAUUGCUGUUCUCUGAAAGCCACCAGAGAGACCUACUGGGGCUGCUUCAGUGCACAGAGAUUGGUGCUACACCCCGUCCCACCUGUCUGCCUCACAGAGGGGAGGUGGAUGCUGUAGUGUCAGUUUCCUACAGUCAGGAGGACGCUCAGAGGUUCUGGGGGCAUCAUAGGAAUGGUCAACAUCGUAGGCACAGGGAGGACUCCCUCGCCUCCCUGCCGGACGAAGAGUAUCCUGAACCAGUGUGGAUGAAGCUGGGUGAGGAGCCUCCCGACGAAGAUGCUGCUGCAGAGAGUGAGCAGAGUGCUAAUGACCAUCCUUCAUAUAAAGACGUGCCUGGUCCUUGUGACCCCGAAGACCUGUUGGAUGGGGUAAUAUUUGGAGCUAAGUAUCUGGGCUCCACUCAGAUCAAAUCAGAGAGGAACCCAUCUACGAACGCUCGUAUGGCUCAGGCUCAGGAGGCUGUGGACCGCAUAAAGGCUCCAGAGGGUGAGUCUCAGCCAAUGACAGAAGUGGAUUUAUUCAUCUCAACGCAGCGAAUCAAAGUGCUCACUGCUGACACACAGGAAGCAAUGAUGGAUCACGCACUGCAGAUGAUCUCUUACAUUGCAGACAUUGGCGACAUCGUGGUCCUGAUGGCACGAAGGAAGCGUAAAGGGCCGGAUGGUGACCCAGCCUCUAACUCUUCUUCUUCAUCAUCCUCCCUUGGGCCUCAGAAAAAGUGCUUAAUGAUCUGCCAUGUCUUCACCUCCGAGGAUGCUCAGAUCAUAGCCCAGGCUAUUGGCCAGGCUUUCGGAGUGGCCUAUCAGCAGUUCCUGCAGGCCAACGGCAUCAAAGCCAGUGAUCUGAGGCCCAGCGAAUACAGUGACUACCUGGAAAGUCAGGAGCUCUACAACGGAGACCUGGCCCACUUCUCUGACUCUCAGAACCUCAAAGAUGUCGUCAUCACAAAGGCUUCUGGAGAGAUCUUGGGGCUUGCGGUGGUGGAGUCAGGCUGGGGCUCCAUCCUGCCCACUGUGGUGGUGGCCAACCUCCUUCACGGUGGUCCAGCUGAGCGCUGCGGCGAGCUCAGCAUUGGUGACCGCAUCAUGUCCGUCAACGGCACCAGCCUGGUGGGUCUGCCCAUCACCACCUGCCAGAACAUCAUCCGGGACCUGAAAAGCCAAAAGUACGUGAAGCUCAGCAUUGUCCACUGCCCUCCGGUCACCAUGGCGAUUAUCAGGCGGCCAGAUCCCAAGUUUCAGCUGGGCUUCAGUGUGGAGGACGGCAUCAUCUGCAGUCUGAUGCGCGGCGGUAUAGCAGAGAGAGGUGGCAUCCGGGUCGGGCACCGCAUCAUUGAAAUCAACGGGCAGAGUGUCGUCGCAACGCCGCACGACAAGAUCAUCCAGAUCCUGACAAAUGCAGUCGGAGAGAUUCACUUGAAGACAAUGCCAGCCUCAACAUAUCGACUCUUAACAGGACAGGAGCAGCCAGUGUUUCUUUGAGCACUUCCUGCUACAAUGAGGACAGAAAAUACUGCACAGUGUUCAACAUGAACUUUUUCAUGAACUUUUUCCAAACUCGGAAAAUAUUAUGCAAUUGAUCGUACAGCAUAAGUUGUUGUCACACCACUGAAUACAACAAAUUAGUCUUGCUAUAUAUAUAUAUUUUUAAGAUAUAAAUCCAUUUGAAUAUUGUAAAAAAAAUAUUUUAAAGUGACAGGGAUAGGCGUUAGUUCUCAAUUUAUAUUUAUCAGAUACAUAACAAUGGAGGCAGUAGCUGAGAUGCAAUAAUGCAUAAGCGCAAUAUUUUUGACUUCACUAACUUACAUGGAUGUUAGCAAUAUUGAGUACUCAUCUGAGUCUUCCAGCCUGGUGUGCCUGAGGUGAACAUGCUUGCAGGGAAAACUUUAUUGAAUCAGCACAGAGGGUUUGUGUGUUUAAUUGUAAUGUACUUCCAGUCCCUCACAUGUACGUGCAUAUCUGGAAGUGUUUGUCACAAGCUUCAGAGAAGGCUACUGGUUCAUUCAUACAAUGCUUCCCUGACUGUACCUGACAGGAAGCGGAUAUCAUGCACAAUUGAAGGUAACUGCCUUAUCUGAUAGAGAGAUGCUUAUAUUUUUUAAAAUGUGCUGUUUUGGAUGUUCAUUAAAAUGAUCUGGAAUAUG
This is a messenger RNA of Xiphias gladius (swordfish), 3337 nucleotides long. RefSeq names its product amyloid-beta A4 precursor protein-binding family A member 3. Gene Ontology annotation, molecular function: amyloid-beta binding; protein binding. Gene Ontology annotation, biological process: chemical synaptic transmission. Lineage: Eukaryota; Metazoa; Chordata; Actinopteri; Istiophoriformes; Xiphiidae. The record is from RefSeq and is a predicted model, not a curated record. Bases 501 to 2675 code for a protein of 724 amino acids. Gene Ontology annotation, cellular component: dendritic spine; plasma membrane; cytoplasm. The transcript has 11 exons.